This is a messenger RNA of Gavialis gangeticus (Gharial), 2153 nucleotides long. RefSeq names its product reticulon 4 receptor-like 2 (gene RTN4RL2). Gene Ontology annotation, cellular component: plasma membrane. The transcript has 2 exons. NCBI's taxonomy places the organism in Eukaryota, Metazoa, Chordata, Crocodylia, Gavialidae. Gene Ontology annotation, molecular function: protein binding. The record is from RefSeq and is a predicted model, not a curated record. Bases 101 to 1312 code for a protein of 403 amino acids.
CCACUCACCCUGCCUCUUCUUGUCUGCAGGCUGGGUCCCCACGCUCUUCGGCCUUUUUGUGCUGCUGGGGGUCUUGCCCACUGGGGCACCCACCUGCCCCAUGCUCUGCACCUGCUACUUCUCGCCACCCACGGUCAGCUGCCAGGCCAACAACUUCUCGUCGGUGCCCCUGGUGCUGCCCCCUAAUGCCCAGCGCCUCUUCCUGCAGAACAACCUGAUCCGGUCCCUGCGGGCAGGUACCUUCGGGCCCAGCACAGUGACACUGUGGCUCUACUCCAACAACAUUUCCUCCAUCCAGCCUGGCACUUUCCGUCAUCUGCCUGCCCUAGAGGAGCUGGAUCUGGGGGACAACCGGAACCUGCGCAGUCUGGAACCAGACACCUUCCGGGGGCUGGAGCGCCUGCAAUCCCUGCACCUCUACCGCUGCCAGCUCAGCAGCCUGCCCAGCACCAUCUUUCGUGGCCUCUUCAGCCUCCAGUACCUCUAUCUGCAGGAGAACAGCCUUAUGUACCUGCAGGAUGACCUGUUUGUGGACCUGGCCAACCUGAGCCACCUCUUCCUGCAUGGCAACAAGAUCCGGCUGCUGUCAGAGAACGUCUUCCGAGGAUUGUGGGGCCUGGACCGGCUGCUGCUGCAUGUCAACCGGCUGCACUCGGUGCAUCGCUGGGCCUUCCGUGACCUGGCCAAGCUCACCAUCCUCUAUCUCUUCAACAACAGCCUGGCUGUGCUGCCAGGGGAGACACUGGCUGACCUGCCCUCCCUGGAGUUCCUGCGCCUCAACAAUAACCCCUGGGCCUGUGACUGCCGUGCCCACUCUCUCUGGGCCUGGUUCCAGCACACCCGGGUCUCUAGCUCGGACGUGACCUGUACCAGCCCCGCUGAGCACCGGGGCCGUGACCUGAGGCGCCUCAGCCAGGCUGAUUUCAGGGCCUGCCCCCCUGCCAACCAUAACCAUGCCCCUGCCCGGCCUGCCCCAGGUACCAAGCCCAAGUGGGGUGAGGAGGCUGUGGCUGGACGUCCCAGAGGCAAUGGUUCCUCCAACCACCUGUAUGGGCUGGGGGAGGUUGGGGCACCCCCAGCUGACCCCUCCUCUUUCUACCGGGACCUGCCGGCCAAUGAUAUCCGCAGCCCCAAGUACGACUCUCCCACUGAGGAUGACUACUGGAAUGGCUAUGGCAAUGAAGAGGGGCGCCUCAAGGAGGGUUGCACAGGUGCAGCCUGCUCCCCGCUGGACUCUGGGGCCCGUCGACCAGGUGCGCUGUCCACAGCCCUGUCCUGCCUAGUGCUGCUGCUGCGGUCCCUCCGGCUCUGACUGGCCCCUGGCAGACUUCUGCGGACUAAGGAGACAGUGCAUGCAGGGCUGGGGCACAGGCCCCUAUCAGUUGACUGAGGGAGCAGAGGGUUGGGCGUACUUGCAGAACUCAUGGGCAAACUGCUCUCCCUAGGGCACAUGCUGUUGCUGCUUGGAUGGGGAUUGGAUGAGCCAGGGAAUCCUUUCCUUGCCCCUACCCCCCAUACCCAUCAGUAGGCCCUGAGAUGCCAACGUGCUGUGGGGCCAGCACGUUCCAUCUGAUACUCCCUCACGUAUCCUAAGGGCCUCCCCAUUUCAUGUCCUUACACUGGUUGUCCUCAUUAAUGCUGGUGCAGGCUGUACUCUUUCCCCCACCCCCUACCACCAAGAUGGGCAAGGGAGAUAAAGGUCCCCUGCCCCUGGCUGCGGAGGCUCUAGGUUGGAGGUGAGGCAAGGUCUAGCUGCUCUCUACCAUCUUCUUCCCUGCCUGCAAAGGGUGCUAAAGUCUAAUCUGUUGAAGUGAGGGGGGGAUAUGGGAAGGAGUAGUGUCCCUUCACCUACCCUAAACGCUAUCCUGCCUCUUUCCCCCCCCCCCCCCCCCACAUACAAAGGAGAAUUCCAGCCUGGCUGCCUCCUGGAGAGGGAGGGAGCAUCAUCCCCCUCUGAUUCAACUUGCCCUACCCACCCUGGUGUGUCAGGGGGCUGGCAAUGGCCUGUGAGACUUCAAGGCCCCUAUCAUCCUAUCCGCAGCUCCCACACUCUGCAGCCCUGAGCCCAUGGUCUCCCUGCAGGCACUCUGUUCCUGUGCUGAACGUUUCUUUUUGCUCCCCUCCCUCUUCCUAAGAAGCAAAAAAAAAAAAAA